UCUGGCCGCUCGCCCGGGCCGCGCGCCGGGUGCGACUGCCCGGGCCAGAUAGCGCCUCGGGGCGAGCCGGGGCGGCCUUAUCUCGCCUGCCCGCCUCGCCCGUUCGGCGGUCUGAGGGGGCGCGGGGUGGCGAGGCCGCCCGGGAGCCGGGACGGCGGGGGGUGGCACGCGGCAGACGGCGCUGGGCAUCGCUGCCCUCGCCCCACCUGUCGCCUUUGGGCCCGGCGGGAAGCGGAGGGAAGGGCUUCCCGGGCGGGCGGCGGUCAGACCUCGAGGAGGCGGGCCCCAUUGUGAAGCUGCCAAACUCUCUCUAGUGGUGGAAUCUGCGUGUCUCUGCCAGAGGGGAGAUGGGGAGCGCGGCAGGGACGAGGGCCGCCGGCCCGGCCCCUUGCAGGUGUUCCGCAUCCUCAGGGUCUCGGUGCUGCUCCAGCCGCGCCGGUUGGCCCCCGGUAUCUGGAGUAGAGCAGAAAAAUUAUUAUGCCUGUGUUCCCUUGGGACUCACUGGAAAUUGUACAGUGACAUCUUCUGGGAUUUAGGCUGGAGUGUGUAGACGGGUGCCUAAAAUGGAAGUCGAUGUUAAUGGUGAGUCCAGAAGUGCCCUGACCACCCUGCCCUUGCCAGUCGCAGAGGCCAGCUCCCCGGGCAAGGCAGAGGCGGAGAAGCCUCGCUGCUCCAGCACGCCAUGCUCGCCCAUGCGCCGGACUGUGUCAGGCUACCAGAUCCUCCACAUGGACUCGAACUAUUUGGUCGGCUUCACGACUGGUGAGGAGCUCCUGAAGUUAGCCCAGAAGUGCACAGGAGCUGAGGAGAGCAAGGGAGAAGCCGUGCCUUCCCUGCGCUCCAAACAGCUGGAUGUGGGACUUGCUCGUUCCUCUCGUUUGUACAAAACCAGAAGUAGGUACUACCAGCCCUACGAGAUUCCAGCUGUCAAUGGCAGGAGGCGGAGGCGGAUGCCCAGCUCAGGAGACAAGUGCACUAAAUCUUUACCGUAUGAACCUUAUAAAGCCCUCCAUGGGCCUCUGCCUCUUUGUCUUCUUAAAGGUAAGAGGGCUCACUCCAAAUCUCUGGACUACCUCAAUCUAGAUAAAAUGAACAUCAAGGAGCCAGCUGACACGGAAGUGCUACAGUACCAGCUUCAACACCUAACCCUCAGAGGGGACCGUGUGUUUGCUAGGAAUAAUACAUGAGGGACUUGUAAGAGAGGGUAAACCAGUUUAGGUCAGCCUAUACUUGGCUAGAAAAUUCCACUGUUGUACUCUGUACAGGACUCUUUACAUUAUAGAUGGUUAAAUCAGCUAAGUGUUCCUGGAACAUACAAAUUGUCUGGAUCAAAAUUUGAAUACAGGAAUGGAAUCACAGGUACUUGAGGGGAGAUCAUUCUAGAGUACGCAACUGCAAGGAAAAGAGAAGGUUGACCAUUAGUUUGUAUAGCUUUUUAGCUAGGGGGAAAAGAAAGGCUUUGGUACAGUAAUAUCAUAUUUAAAAUUCUGAUAAAUUGGAAAUGUUAUCUGCUUGGUUGUUGCUGACUUGGUAUGAUUCAUUAGAAAUUUAUAUCUUAAGUACUCAAGUACUUCUUUAAUCUCUGUAUUUUACUAUAAAAUGUAUGUAAUGAUUUGUUUUAUGAAAUUUAGAACUUGAACAUUGCUAAAUUGGACCACUUUUUAUUUUUAAAUAUUGAGUUUAAAUAUUUUAUAACUGGUUUUGCACUGAAAAAAUUAACAUUUCAGAUUGACAAGAGAAUAAUCUUUCUUCACUUGCCUCAGUAAUAUUAUUGAGCAAUGAAUUUUUUAUUUCCGCAUGGAAAGUUAUUGAUCUCUAUGGCUGUAAAAUAUUUCUUUAUAGCGUUAUUAAAGUGUGUCUUAAUAAAAUUAAAUUUGGGAUACAAAGUAUUUAUUUUACAACGGGUGGGGGGAAGCUUUACUGGAAAGUUUCCAAUAUGAAGUUUUCAUAAGUUGAAAAAGUUUCUUUAGUGCUUAUUUUCUAAUUUAAAAUUCAUCUGGAACUUUAAAAUGGAAAGGAUUCUUUAAAUUGUGGAUUAUAGGCAAAUACUGUUUGCAUCUGAAUGUUCUGUAAGUGAAUGGAACUCUAAUAGAGAAACUCAUGAUUUCUACUAUCAAAUGCUUAAACUAAGUAUGAAGUGAUACCAUUCAGCAUGUCAUCAGAUCAUUCCAGUUUUAGUUCUGUGCAGCACAGGCACUCGUUGAAAUUCUAGUUUCUAGGAUUAGUGCAGGAGCCUAAAGUGCUUCUACAGUUUUAAUGGGUUAAUCCUGGAUUACUUAACAAUUUAUGUCAAUUGCACUGGUUUAAUUUGUUGCUAAAGAAAUAAUGCCCUGGCUUUAGUAACAAAUACAGCUCAACUAUUCUUGAAUAUAUUUUGAAAAAAACAUGUAUGUAACUUACCUUUUGUAAAAGUUUCUAUUGAUAUUUCUUUUUUUCUUUUUUGACUCUUGAAGGUGCAAUUUAUUACUGAAUUGGCAUUUCUGGCAGCAUAGACCUGCUUAUUUUAAAUUUUAUUUCGGGGCUGUCAGUUUCUAAGGUGUUAGCAAUCUUGCUUAUAAAAUAAGAACACCUUUUAAUUAAAUGAGUGGGUCAUUCCUGGUGCAGUUGUGACUUUUCUUUAACCAGAAUGAAUGACAAGACUCUAUAUAGGGCAGAAUAAGUAUUAGAAAACCCUAGGAACUCUUAAUCAACAUUUAGUAAACUUCCACUAAGGCAGAUUAUGUGAAAGAACCUUGGGGAAGUUGGCCCAUAUCUUACAGAGUUGUUCAGAUUUCUUGGUGGGCUGGAAAUUUUCAGCUGUUGUACAUUUUAAAGUAAAUUGCACCUUUGUAACAUAUUGUAUCAACGGAUGAUCACUAAGAUUAACUAUAUCUAUACAGUCAUUAGUUUGACAAGAAAUAGAAUCCUGUCAGAUGCCAAAGAGUUGGGAUUUUUACGUUUAAUGAUUAAACACCAUUAUUUAUUGAUGAUUUACCCUGUGGAACUGUAUUAUUUCUAACUAUGAAAUAAAAGGGUGAUGUAAACACACAUUGUGGUGGUGUGCUUUAACGAAGUCCACUUUGAUCAAUAAGCCAGUUUAUUUUUCAAGGAUUCGCUGAAGCACAUAUUUUUAGAUUCCAUUUUUGUUAAAGAAAAUAUAAUAAUUUUGCCUUUGGUGCUCAUUCACAUUUCAAGGUAAAGGAUGUUUUCAUGGCAAUGAUGUAUGUUCAGUCAUACUGCUGUGCGACUGAGGUCUGUCUCUGUCCAUGCACCUACAUAAUUAUUUAAGCUAAAUAAAAAUAUAUAGCAGUU
Molecule: messenger RNA, 3291 nt
Organism: Bubalus bubalis (water buffalo)
Lineage: Eukaryota; Metazoa; Chordata; Mammalia; Artiodactyla; Bovidae
Gene: MACIR
Product: macrophage immunometabolism regulator
Exons: 3
Coding region: 564-1187 (207 amino acids)
Biological process (GO): negative regulation of fibroblast migration; negative regulation of cytokine production involved in inflammatory response
Source: RefSeq, a predicted model, not a curated record